This is a messenger RNA of Aspergillus lentulus, 2130 nucleotides long. The record is from RefSeq and is a predicted model, not a curated record. NCBI's taxonomy places the organism in Eukaryota, Fungi, Ascomycota, Eurotiomycetes, Eurotiales, Aspergillaceae.
AUGGCAACCGAAGUUGAAUUCUCUGUCAUGGGAGGCGAGGUCCUCGCACCAGAAACUGAGAUUGAUAUCCAUGCUCCUCGGCCAGUUAAUCCCCAGGGUGCCCGCAGCGCUGUCAUUGUCACCCAGGAUGGCCGGAAUGUUUUUGUUCCCGUCACUGUUGACCAAGGAGGCACCACCAUUAGAAUCUGCACUGACGAUCUGGGCCAAGGCAGCUUUUACUUGCAAAAGAUACCAGUUAGCUUCCAUCCUCUGGUGAGGAAUGUGCCGCGUUCGUUGCGGGUUGUCCAUGCCUCCUAUAUUGCGGUCAGUGAGGAGGCAAUCCAAAAGCUCCUGCCUGGCAAGAGCGUCCCGCCUGGAUUUCAGUAUGUGGGAUUUAUCCUGGCUUUUGACGAGAAGAACGGCGACCCUGUAUCCUUUGCAUUCAACGAGAAGGGCGAACAGAUCGAUGGCAAGGCAGUUUUGGACAAGUUCCACCAAACCCAACUGGCGAAGUUGGGACGCCUCCAUGAAACUCUCCUCCAUAAACUUGAGACUGUCAAUGCUAGCCAGCCGCUUAGCAUUGCUGUCUGGCCUGAGAUCAAGCUGGACCUCACUGGAUAUGACAAACCAAACGAAGGAGAGAUCGAAAAGCCUCCAGAAGCUGCACGCGCUCUCGUUGCUGACGCUGUGAAGGCUAGAGGUGCCAUAGUCAAAAUCAUGAAGGAUCUCGGUGCCACGGUAGAAGAGACUCCGCCAGAGCAAUUGGUCAUAUAUGUGACCCUCGAAGUCUCUAAAGUCCUUAAACUUGCACAGACUCCAGGUGUGGGUCAGGUAUUUCUCGACAACCGCACUGGGCUCAAUGAUCUGGUCAACUCGGAAGCGAUAGGUCGCGCAGCUCCGGCUCAAGCUCUUGGAUAUACAGGACAGGGGGUCCGUGUUGCCGUCUUCGAAGCUGGACCUUCCGAUCUCACCUACCUUGCGUUCGACGGCAGAUAUACCGAAAGCCCUGAAGGGAAUGACCACGCACGACUGACUAGCGCUAUCAUCAAAAACGUCGAGCCUGGGAAGCCGCACGGCUACGCCCCGUACUGCUCCCUUUAUUCCGCUAACAGUUAUGACAAUGCUGCAUUGCGAUGGGCGGUCGGUUCACCCCAGAACUGCACUGUCAUCAGCCAGAGUUUCCACCGCCCCGAUGAGCAGCACAGUGCGAGUCUGUCGGUCGAUGACAUCCUGAAGGACCACCUCGCGACGCAGUGGCCCUUUCCAACAAUCGUGCAAUCCGCGGGGAAUGUCAGCCAAGCAUCCCAGUAUGUCAGUCCAAAGGGGUUCAACACAAUCAUCGUCGGAAGCCACAACGAUACCGCGACUGCAAUGGCUGGCAGCUCAGCGUUCAGAAACCCAGCCUCGCCCGACCGGGACCGCGAGCUUCCCGAGCUGGCUGCCAAUGGCACGGGGGUUACUGCCGUGGGACUGACCAUGUCUGGCACUAGCUUCUCGGCCUCGGCCGUGGCAGGAACCGCUGCUCUACUCCAGGGCGUCAACUCGACGCUGAAGUCCUGGCCCGAUGGCUGCAAAGCCAUCCUCCUGGCCAGCGCCGGUCCCACCGUCAGCGGUGACACUUGGGCGGAAGACAAUCUCCGGGGCAUUGACCAGUCAGAUGGGUCUGGUGCUCUGAAUGCCGAGAUAGGCGUGUUGAUUGCACAGAACCGCCAAUGGCGCGAUCUGCCGCCUGCUCCUCGCGGCUGGGACGUUGGUUCCUUGAAGGAUAUUGAUUUCGCUAGUCAGUCCAUGUCCAAGUUCUUCUACAAGGCGGCCGUACCCGACCCCGACCCUGCCAUUCCCAGAAACGUCUAUACAGUCAAAGUAGCUCUAGCGUGGGAUGCCAAAUUCCCAUCCAACGUCACCAGAGUGCAGAGUCCAACUGUCGCCUUUCUCCUCGCUAUCUACAAGAGCAAUGGUGGCCGUCCGGUUCGGUACUCUGGUUCGUUCGACAACAACUAUGAAAUCGUCGAGUUUAUCGCCAUGCCGGGAGAAGAGUACCAUAUCCAUAUCGCUCGAGCUUCGGGCUCGGGAACUGUGUGGUAUGGGCUUGCUUGGAACGUCUCAUCCUCGGCAGAUAUCUGUCCUGCCCACGUACCUGCUAUGGAAUGA